UGGAGAGGAAGGACACAGAAGUCCAGCAGUACCGUGAGAACAAAGGAAAACACUAAAGACAAAGGAAUGAGCAAGAAUCAGAAAGAAGUGAAGAAAAUCCAGUCAGUUUUUCUGCAAAACUUGGACAAAGUAAACCAGGGGAUAAAGCCAGACAAAAAAAGCUGGAAACCUAAAGAAGGAGACUUUGCUGUGCAGACAGCAAUGGAAAAGCUGCGACAACCUCCCAUAGCUGGACAAGUAGCUAAAAGCUCAGCUCACAGAAUCAGCAGAGACCUGACCUGCUCCAUCUGCUUGGAUCUUUUCAAGCAGCCAGUGUCCUUGCCCUGUGAUCACACCUUUUGCCAGGGUUGCAUUGAGGGUUACUGGGCAGGGCCGCGGGGCGUCGGGCAAGGUGGAAACGGUUCCUGCCCUCAGUGCAGGAAGAUGUUCCCCAGACCGAUCUACAGACCCAACCGUAUUGUGGCCAACAUAGUGGAGAGUUACUGUCAAGGUCUGGAGGAGAGUGGGACUGGAGCCUGCCUACCAGAUGCUGGGGUGACAGAGAGGGCUCCUGCACCAGUUGCACGCUGCAGCCGGCACAGGGAGGAGCUGAAACUGUACUGUGAGGAGGACCAGGAGCUGGUGUGUCUGGUGUGUGGCAUCUCCCAGGAGCACAGAAAUCACACCAUGGUGUGUGUCCAGGAGGCAGAACAGAAGUACAGGGCAUCUUUACACAGUUCAAUGGACUCCUUAAAAGCUGAGCUCAACAUAGCCCUGCAGUGUGACAGAGAAGCUGAAGACGAGGUUAAGAAGCUAAAGGAGCACACUGCUGAUCUGAAGCAGCGCAUCGAGGCCCAGUUCAGCGACCUGCACCAGUUUCUUUACCAGGAGGAGAAACUUCUGCAGGUGAAGCUGAAGACAGAGGAGCGAAGAGAGCUGAUUCGCCUGGAUGAGCACAAGGCCCUGCUGUGCGUGGAGAUUUCCCGUCUGCAGAGGGCUGUCCAUGAGAUAGAGGACAAACUGAAAGAGCAGGACCCAUUCACUCUGCUCCGGAGCAUCAAAGCACUUCUCCAGAGGCCUCCACUUAAGUUUGAGAAACCCGUGUUUACACCGCCCAGUCUGUGUGAGGGCCGGUUUGCAGGGCCCCUGCAGUACAGAGUGUGGAAAUCCAUGAAAGGAAGCAUCUAUCCAGUUCCAGCGGCCAUUACAUUUAACUCCAGCACAGCCAACCCUUGGCUCAGUCUGACUUCCUCCCUCACCUGUGUUCGCUACCAGAACUUUAACCACACUGUGGAGGACAACCCCAACAGGUUUAACGCCGCCCUGUCACUGCUGGGGAGCCAGGGCUUCACCCAUGGGCGCCACUACUGGGAGAUUGAAGUCUACAGCAGCACAGUCUGGACUGUGGGGGUGGCCCGUGAAUCAGUUCCCAGAAAGGGAGUCAUCAAAGCCCUUCCAGCUAAUGGCUUCUGGACUAUCUCGCUCUCUUAUGGGAUUCAGUACAUGGCAGGUACAUCCCCUCCAACUGUUCUGUCCCUGGAGGAGCCACUGGCCAGGAUUGGUGUGUACCUGGAUUACAAGAGGGGCCUGGUGUCCUUCUACAAUGCAGAGAGCAUGACGCACCUCUACACCUUCGGGGAGACCUUCACUGAAACACUGUACCCUUACUUCAAUCUGGGCUUUCUGGAUAAAGUGCAUGAAAACGAGCCUCUCAAAGUCUUCUUACCAAAGAUUUAACCACUGUGAAAAAAGGGAGAACAAAGAGGCAAACAGUUACCAAAAGUACCUAGACACCAAUAAAAUCAUAUAUGAAUGAAAACAGCUUCUACUGUACAGACUUGUGCAGAUUUGUAACUGUGCACAUGCACCGUGCAGUUUAUCUAAUCAGAAGUCAGAAACACGUGUAUCCUAAUAAACAUUCUUAUAUUGCUUUGUUGAGUUUGCAGACUAUGAAUCUAUUGCCACACAUUUCAUUUCAGAGAAGCUGUGCUUCAGUGAAGAAUGUGAAACUGUCCGGUUACCUGACUGUAGUGACAUUAUUGUAAUGUGCUCUUAUAUAAUCUUCUUUGUGCAUGUUUCUCUACUACAUUCAGUGUCUUUUUUUACUCUGUAAAUAACCUGUAAACCUCUGUAAAUAUCCUGAAUUAUACUGGACUCGAACCAUUUUAAUGAUGUGAUGCAUUCAGGGAUCACGGAGAAACUUUUUUUAAAAAUUAUAGCAAACAGCAGGUUG
Molecule: messenger RNA, 2212 nt
Organism: Archocentrus centrarchus (flier cichlid)
Lineage: Eukaryota; Metazoa; Chordata; Actinopteri; Cichliformes; Cichlidae
Gene: trim69
Product: tripartite motif containing 69
Exons: 6
Coding region: 67-1716 (549 amino acids)
Molecular function (GO): protein binding; zinc ion binding
Source: RefSeq, a predicted model, not a curated record